GGUAGACGUGUGAUCAUCAUUAUGUUCAGGUUUCUGGUUGUAUCGUUAGUGGCUGGUGCUAUGGCCAUGCCUAAUCAGAGUACGGAGACGCCCGCGGAGGCUGUUCGUGUGAGCAAAAAGGACUGUUCAAGUGGUAUCUUCAGCCCUACGUGCCUUAAACUUGGAGUUUUGAGUUUGGUGGAGAAGCUGAGUAAUAAGGAUGAGGUGGCUUUGGUGCCAGGAGUGAGUUUGGUGAAGGACCGUGAUGCGAAGACUGAGGCUGUUGACUUCGCGAGGGCGCUGUCUUCGGAGCCAGAAGAGCGUUUGGACAAGUACCUUCUGUUCCACGUUGGGACGUUCCUGGAUACCCAUUCUGUGAAGCUGAGGUUGCUGGAUGAAUCUGCUGUGGAAGAAGCCAGGAGCAUGAUGAGCGAGGGUCGAGCGAAGAACCCAUUGAGCAUGGGAGGAAAGAAAGGAGGCAUGGGAGGACUGAUCGCCAUGGCUAUGAUGAUGAAGGGUACCCUCAUGUCGAUCGGUCUUGGCGCGCUCGCUUUACUCGCUGGCAAGGCCCUCAUGACUGCAAUGAUGUCUCUCCUGCUCUCUGCCAUCAUCGGCAUCAAAUCCCUCACCGGUGGGCAGAAAUCCACCACGUAUGAGAUUGUAUCCAAGCCUAUAUACAGCCACAGCCAUUCCCACUCCACGGCACAUGAGGAUGUGGGAGGAUACGGCCAUUCAGGGUAUGGUAGGAGUAUGAAUGUAAGAAGACGUUAGAAUAAAUUGUCAGGAGUUUGGGAUACUUUGAGAGAAUAGGUCUUUUGUAUUGACUAUGAUGAGGUUUCGUCAAUAGCCAUUCAAAUUCGAUAUAUUUCAGGGCACGUAGGUCCCAUAAAAAUAUUUUGAAUCAUUCAGACAUAUUUGGUUGUGAUAAUUUAAAAUUUGAUCAUAAUAUUGUCUAUGGCUGAAACAUCAGACUGGAAAUACUUUUUAUCUUUUUAAACUCGUAUAUUUAUUAUUUUAUUUUAAACCUUCUUUUCUUAUUCCUAUUAUAUUUAUUGCUCAUCUCAAUUUUCUAAAGCAUUAUAAAGUCAUGUUCAAACAUAACUUAUCUAUAUUUUUUUCAUGAUUAAUAGCCUUGAUCAUGCUACAGCUCUACGUAUACAAUUCUAUCUAUCUUUUUACAUAUAUGUAUUUUAUGUAUUGUUAUUUGUAAUACAUUGCUUAUU
This is a messenger RNA of Ostrinia furnacalis (Asian corn borer), 1202 nucleotides long. RefSeq lists its product as uncharacterized. Lineage: Eukaryota; Metazoa; Arthropoda; Insecta; Lepidoptera; Crambidae. The transcript is spliced from 2 exons. Bases 22 to 750 code for a protein of 242 amino acids. Gene Ontology annotation, cellular component: membrane. The record is from RefSeq and is a predicted model, not a curated record.